AUGUCGGAGACGGUAGCGCUCUCGUCGCAGCUGUCCGCUGCCACCGAGCCCGACACAAACGCCAAGUCGCGUGGCGCAGUCGGCACCUCCUCGCGCCGCUCCACCCGCAUCGACGCCAACAAGCGCCGCGCCGCGAUGGUCGACCGCGUCGCAAAGUCGGUGAAGCGAGAGCUCAAGCUGCUGGGCUCGGAACUUCAGGCGUGGCAGCAGCCCAAGGACCCGCAGCAGACGGCGCGCAUUCAGCGCGAGUGCGUCAAGCACUUUGUCACCACGCAGCAGCAGCAGCGCAUGCGCGAGGAGGCAUACCCCACCGCCGCAGCUGCCGCGGCGCGGCUCGCCAAGCGGCUCCGCAACCAGUCGCCCUGCCGCCCUUCGGAGACGGUGCCCAUCAUGCUGCACAACAGCUACCAGCUCGCAAAGGCGGACCCGCGCAUCGUCUCCACCACGUGGAACUCGUCUCUCAACUGCAAGUACGACACGCGCACGCUGCCCGCCACGCUGACAAUGUCGAACGGCGAGCGCGGCUGCUCGAUGUCGCACGCGAUCCUGUGGCACGCCUGCGCCUCGUCGGGCGACGACACGCCGAUGCUCAUCCUCGAGGACGACGCGGUGCUCAGCCCGAACUUUGUGGCGCGCACGCGCAAGCUGAUCGCGCGCGUGGAGGCCGCCGUCCCGGCCGAGGAGCGGACCGUCCUCCUCUACCUCGGCGGCGACGUGAUGGCGUGGCGCAAGGAGGAGGACGCGCUGCAGCUCGGCUACGGGCUGCGCGAGUGCGAGUACGUCUACCAGACCUCCUCGUACAUUCUCUGGCCCGCCGCCGCGCGCAAGCUCCUCACGCUGCUGCCGGUGGACGGGCCGGCGGACGUGUACCUCUCGCGGCUGCUGCUCGAGCGCAAGCUGCGCGCGCUCAUGUGCCGGCCGCGGCUCGUGUGCCAGGCGGCGCCGUAUGAGAACGGCGACAUCGACCACACAAACAUCUUCGCCUGAGCAUCUUCGCCUGAGCGGCGCCGCGGUGCUCG
Molecule: messenger RNA, 1019 nt
Organism: Emiliania huxleyi CCMP1516
Lineage: Eukaryota; Haptophyta; Isochrysidales; Noelaerhabdaceae
Exons: 6
Coding region: 1-987 (328 amino acids)
Source: RefSeq, a predicted model, not a curated record